This is a messenger RNA of Haliotis rubra (blacklip abalone), 702 nucleotides long. RefSeq lists its product as uncharacterized. Bases 1 to 693 code for a protein of 230 amino acids. The transcript is spliced from 5 exons. NCBI's taxonomy places the organism in Eukaryota, Metazoa, Mollusca, Gastropoda, Lepetellida, Haliotidae. The record is from RefSeq and is a predicted model, not a curated record.
AUGAAGGUGUCUGUCCUGCUUCUGCUUGGAACUUCUAUGUUCCUGGGUGGUUUGUGCAAGAAGGAGAAGAAAGAGGAGCCCUUCUUUGUCGACAUCGUAGUUCCAGAAUCCGGCCGAGACUUGGGAGCCACGGUGGCAUUUAUACAUGAUACACUGGAUAGUGUGGAGGGUCUUAGAGUGGAACAAGCCUUCAAAGUGGUUGGAGAACCCCGAGUUUUAGGCGUUGUCAGGUCUGACGCCCUGUGUGCCUGGAGCCCGUUGGAGGAUGCCUUGUUUGCAGCCAACAUCAGCAUGACCGUGACGUCCCUCUACAGAGCAGAGGACCUCGACGCGGACCUGAACAUCGACAGCGACCUCCUUGCGAAGGCUCCCGCUCCGGCCAACUUAACCGGGGACUACAUCUAUUUUUGGGAUAUGACCUUUAUCAUGCAAGGUCUCACCGGCCCGGAGUACAAGGAGGAAAUACGAGCCAGUGCGGAGCAUGCCUUGAGACGUCGGAUUGAUGGCUUACAGGAGCUGAGUUACCAGGCCCUCGGGGACCUGCCAUUCCGUUUGCUGGUGUUUUCUGCUCUGUCCCCGCAAAGUUCGGAGUUGAUUGUGUGGAGCUUCAACCGAGGGCAGCUAGAGUUCACGUCAGCGGUCCGCCGGGUUCAGUAUCUCCAUGACUACGUGUAUAACCGCCGCUGCAACUGAACAGACACC